UCAUUUUUGGCUUUUGGAAAGGAACACGUCACACACAGAGACAAGAUGAAGGCGGUGCUGGUUGUGGCGUGCUGCUUGUUGCUGCUCUCAGCAGUGGCUCUCGCAGAUCGUGAUUUCUACAAGAUCCUUGGUGUGAAGCGGUCCGCGUCCAAGCGCGACAUCAAGAAGGCCUACCGCAAGCUCGCCAUUCAAUACCACCCCGACAAGAACCCAGACAACGAAGAAGCCGCACAAAAGUUCCAGGACAUUGGCGCUGCGUAUGAGGUGCUCUCCGAUGAGGAGAAGCGCAAGAUUUAUGACAAGCAUGGGGAGGAAGGCCUGAAGAACGCUGCCGGCCAACAACAUGACCCGUUUGAUAUGUUCUCGAGCAUGUUUGGGGGCUCGUUCUUUGGAUUUGGCGGGAACCAACGCCGGGAGCGGGAGACGCCAAAGGGCGCAGACGUCGUCCUUGACCUCGCCGUCUCCCUCGAGGACCUCUACAACGGCCAGUUCUUCGAGAUUCUGCAUGCCAAGCCCGUGCCCAAGCCCACAUCCGGCACGCGCAAAUGCAACUGCCGCAUGGAGAUGAAGACUCAGCAGAUUGCACCGGGCCAGUUCCAGAUGAUGAACGCCCAAGUUUGCGACGAGUGCCAGAACGUCAAGAUGGUGAUUGAGCACGUUGAGCUUGACGUUGAGGUUGAGCCUGGGAUGGUUGAGGGCCAGGAGCUUGUCUUCACAGCGGAGGGCGAGCCCCACAUUGAUGGCGAUCCAGGCGACCUCAAGUUCCGCAUCCGCACGCAGAAGCACCCGCGCUUCCAGCGGUCGGGCAACAACCUGCUGACCAACGUCACCAUCUCCCUUCGCGACUCCCUUGUCGGCUUCAGCAUGGAGAUUGAGCACCUCGACGGGCACAAGGUGACGGUUGAGCGCAAGGGCAUCACCCCACACGGUACCGUCCAUCGUAUCAAGGGCGAGGGCAUGAUGCAAUACGACAACAACCUCGUGAUUGGCGACUUGUACAUUACCUUUGACGUGCACUACCCUGAGCGCCAGUUCACCGAGGACGAGGCCGACAGGUUGAUUGAGUUGUUGAGGCAGGAUAGCUCACAGCAGAUUUACAACGGACUGGAGGCCCAGUUUGUGCCCAAAUAGACAUCCCACCAUCACCACGACAGCACACACACACACACACACACGCGUUCACAAGCAAGCGUGAUGUAUUCCUCGCACUUGUUGCUGUAUCGUUCUUUCCUUUCAUCACGCCAGUCAAGUGUAACCCAGUGUGGUCUCCCCUCACGCAUAUAUACACACGCACACAGCUGUUGCCCUG
Molecule: messenger RNA, 1309 nt
Organism: Salpingoeca rosetta
Lineage: Eukaryota; Choanoflagellata; Craspedida; Salpingoecidae
Product: chaperone protein dnaJ
Exons: 11
Coding region: 46-1131 (361 amino acids)
Biological process (GO): protein folding
Source: RefSeq, a predicted model, not a curated record